AUGCUGUAUAUUUUUGCCUUUUGCUGCCUUCAUUGUGCAGUAAUUUCUAUUGGAACAAUUAAAUCCUUUGAAAUACCUGGCGAUGAGGAAACUGAAGCAAAUUUGCUCAUCCCUGUUGAAAAUCUGAUCGAUACAGAUCCGAGGGUAUUUAGAACUGCUGGACUUGAUGGACUUCCUGCUGUUGGAAUUAAGCGUGGUGUAGAAAUAGUUGUCCCCUAUAGAAUAUAUUUACCUCGAAAAUUUUAUCGUAAUUUUGCUAUUCUUGCAUCCAUUCGCCCUUCCGAUAAUUUGGGUGGCCCAACACAAACAAACAUUUCCCUUUUCUACACCGAUUCUUCUUCAACCGAUUCAUCAGAACAACGUAGCACAUCCAGAGUUUUAGCUUCCUUUUUAGUUCCAGUAUUUGCUGGGCAAUGGACACAAUUUGCAUUAGAAGUACAUGAACAGACUGUUGGGCUAUAUUUUAGAUGUAUGAGAUAUGCCGUUAGACAAGUGUAUAGACACCCUACACAGCUGCAAAUGGACGAUGCUUCUAAAUUAUAUAUUGCAAAUGCUGGUCCUAUUAUUGGUGGGGGGUUUGAAGUAAAGUUUUUAUUUUUAUUUUUUACAAAAAUUGUAUAG
Meloidogyne enterolobii is the source of this 621-nucleotide messenger RNA. NCBI's taxonomy places the organism in Eukaryota, Metazoa, Nematoda, Chromadorea, Rhabditida, Meloidogynidae. The record is from the annotation of a GenBank genome assembly.